AUGGCACACAGUGCGAAAGCCGCCACCCAGCAACUGCAACCCGUGGAAGAUCGUGCCGAACUGUCCUCUGCAGAAGAUGAGCACGAACAGCUGACCGCUUCUUCGAAUCUGCACUACAUUCAGCCCACGUUCAUAUCGCUUAUUAGCGAAAAGCAAUGGAAACCGGACGCCCGGCAGAACGAUGGGGCGGUUUACGGGAUGAACAAAAUGACAACGAUCCUGACCAAGGAAGCGCACACGAACGGUGCCCGUAUGCAGCUGAUCAUGAGCAUUCUGGCCAAUCUGACGGUACUGUCGUCCGGUAUGGGGCUGGGCUAUUCGGCUAUAACGCUGCACGCGCUUACCAGCGAGGACAAUCCGUUGCGAAUGAAUACUAGCCAGGCUACGUGGUUCGCUUCCAUCAGCUCGUUCGCGUGCCCUCUCGGUGGGCUUGUUUCCGGAUACCUGCUAGACCGCAUCGGACGCAAGAAAACGCUCAUGCUUAUCAACGUGCUAUCCAUCGUGUCUUGGUCACUGAUCGCGGUUUGCAGUAUGACUAACUUUGAUCUGAUGUACACACAGAUCCUAAGCGCUCGUGUCAUCAUCGGCAUUGUCAUCGGCUUAGUAAGCGCACCGGCCUCCAUAUACUCGGCAGAAAUCGCCACACCGAAGAUGCGCGGCCGGCUGACCGUCCUAACGUCGCUGAGUAUUGCCGUCGGUAUUCUGCUGAUCUACUCGAUGGGGUACGCCAUACCGCACGAUUUCCGCCUGGUAGCCGCACUCGCCGCGGCCGUUUGUGUGUUUUCGCUGGUGGUGUUGUUCUUCAUGCCCGAAUCACCUGCCUGGCUGAUGUCGAAGGAUCGCGAAGAGGAAGCCGAACGAUCGCUCAAGAAAAUCCGUGGCUACGGUGCGUACAGCCAGCGAAUCCCGGAGGUGGAGAAAGAACUGAUGCGCAUGCGGGAUAAUGUAAUGGCUCAGCGACGUGCCGGGCAGGAAAGUUUCCUACGGCUGCUGAAGCAACCGCAAGUCUACAAGCCACUCGGUAUCAUUAUCGGGUUUUUCGGCUUCCAACAGUUUUCCGGCAUCUUCGUGAUCAUUGUGUACGCGGCUAAGGUAUCGUCGGAAGCGAGCGUAUCGAUGGAUCCGUUCCUUUGCACGGUGCUGAUCGGGAUCACGCGCGUAGUAGCCACCAUGCUGGUGGCCUACAUCCUGGAUACGCUCGGCCGCAAACCACCGUCCAUCUUUUCCGGUGUCGGUAUGCUUGUGUGCAUGUUCGGACUGGCACUGUGCAGCUACUUCCCACCGAUCGAGCCACUAAAAUGGAUCCCGACCGUCCUGAUACUGACGUACAUCUUUACCAGCACGCUCGGAUUUCUUACCAUGCCCUUCUCGAUGCUGGCCGAACUGUUUCCCCAGACGGUGCGCGGUCCUGCCUCAGGUGUAACCGUGUUUUUCACCUACCUGAUGUCAUUCUGCACGAUCAAGCUGUACCCUACGAUGGUGGAGUAUCUUGGCAGUGCGAACGUGUUCAUCUUCUACGGGGUUAUCUCCCUGCUGGGUGUACUGUACGUCAUCUACAUCGUGCCCGAAACGAAGGGCAAAUCGCUGCAGGAGAUUGAGGAUUAUUUCCGCGGCAUGUCACACGGUUCGACACCAUCGCAAGAGGUUGAGGAAGAUGAAGUCAGCAAUCUGUCCACGGAGAGUGUGUGAGCCAAUGAUACGGCAACCUGUUCAGGAUGGUUUUGCGACAAAAUGAGUGGAAAAGAUACGGCCGAGGUGGAGGCCGCCCUUACCGAAAAAUCAUCCGCACCGAAGAGUCCAACCCAUGCCGUCCUAACGCAGCUAACACGCCGUGCCGCCAUUAUUCAGAUAGUGAUGGCGGUUGUGGCCAACAUUACCAUCAUCUCGUCCGGGAUGGGUAUCGGUUUUCCUUCGAUUGCUAUGAUUGAGCUUACGAAUUCUACCACCUCGGUAGUGCUGACGGAAUCCGACGCAACGUGGUUCGCAUCCAUCACAUCGAUAAUGUGCCCUUUUGGCGGGCUGCUUUCCGGCUAUCUGCUGGACAAGGUCGGGCGUAAGAAAACGCUCUACUUUAUCAACAUCAUAUCGAUCGUUUCCUGGGCAAUCAUGUCUUUUGCAAGCCGCACCGAUAGCACCACGCUCUUCAUCCAGCUAAUCGUGGCGCGUAUAAUAAUAGGCAUUGCGAUAGGCUUAUCUAGCACUCCGGCAUCGGUAUACGCGGCCGAGGUGGCCCAUCCAAAUCUUCGCGGGCGCCUAACGCUGCUGACCGCCUUCUGUACUGCCAUCGGCAUGCUUAGUAUCUACACGCUCGGCUAUGUGUUCAAGAAUGACUGGCGGUUCGUGUGUAUGAUCUGUGGCGUAUUUACCGUCGUAUCGCUGCUGACCGUAAUACCGCUGCCCGAAUCGCCCAGCUGGCUUGUGAGCAAGAAGCGUAUGCCAAAAGCGGAACGAUGCCUAAAGGUGGUACGUGCCAUCAAGGAGGACGAUCAUCCCGAGAUACGAGCCGAGCUGGAUGCACUGGUGGACAACAUUGCACGCUUCCGAUCGUCACAGGAUGGCAAAAAUUCGAAGCUGGAUCAGUUGAAGAAACCGGAAGUUUACAAACCGCUCGCCAUCAUGUGCACGUUCUUCUUCUUCCAACAGUUUACCGGUAUCUUCGUGAUUAUCGUGUACGCGGCAAGCUUCUCAAUCGAGGCCGGUGUUGCGAUCGAUCCGUUCCUGAGCGCGGUGUUUGUCGGACUGACGCGCGUUGUAACUACCGUGCUGAUGUCGUUCAUCUCCGACAAGUUUGGGCGUCGUCCACCGGCUCUAUUUUCCGGUUUCGGUAUGGCCUCCUGUAUGUUCGGAUUAGCCAUCUGUGCCAUCCAUCCGGUGAAGGGGACAUCUCUUGCCUGGAUCCCAACAGUACUGCUCGUUGCAUUUAUCUUUACCGCCACGCUCGGCUUUCUCACACUGCCGUUCUCGAUGAAUGCCGAGGUGUAUCCGACCAAGAUACGUGGUUUCGCGUCCGGAUUGACCAUCUUCUUCGGGUACACCAUGUCGUUCAUUAUUCUUAAAAUAUAUCCUUCAAUGGUGGAGACUAUCGGCAGCUCGAACGUGUUCAUCCUGUUCGGUUGCCUGUCGAUGCUGGGCAUCGUGUUCGUGUAUUUCUUCCUGCCUGAAACGAAGGGUCGCACGCUGGAAGACAUCGAAAAUCAUUUCCGUGGCAAAAAGUCCUCCGACGUGCCAGAGGUCGAAAUGAAAACAAUGCUUAAAGCUAGCCAAGCCACACCACGCAAUUAA
Anopheles maculipalpis is the source of this 3282-nucleotide messenger RNA. RefSeq lists its product as uncharacterized. Gene Ontology annotation, molecular function: sugar transmembrane transporter activity. NCBI's taxonomy places the organism in Eukaryota, Metazoa, Arthropoda, Insecta, Diptera, Culicidae. Gene Ontology annotation, biological process: transmembrane transport; carbohydrate transport. Gene Ontology annotation, cellular component: membrane. The transcript has 8 exons. The record is from RefSeq and is a predicted model, not a curated record.